AUGGGAUUGGUGAAGCCCUCAGGAUCCUGAAGGAGAAAGUUCUGCCUGUGCAUAAGGUUGAGCCGCAGAGACCGUAAGAUAUACUGAGAGUUAUAAAAAUGCUCCAAGAAGAAGUCACCAGCUCAGGCAGGCAGUUCUUGACCCUCACCACCCCAGGCAAGAAACACUAGCGAGCGGAGCACGCAAUGCCGCGCCACCUCGGCCUGCACCGCGCGAUCGCUGCCGCCAUGCCCGCGGCCUCGCGCCACCUCGCCUCCCUGCACGACCACGGCGGCGUGAUCGCGGCUGCAGUGCCGGCGGUGGCCGCGUUCCUGGCCGUGUGCGCGCUGGCGCUAGCGAUGUGCGCGUCGCACUCUGGCGCAGGAGAGGCGGCGAAGGAGCGGCUGCGGCGCGCUCUGGCGAGCGUGAGCCGACGGAGGACGGACCCGGUCAUCGUCAGCAUUCACCAGGUGCAGCCAGGCGUCGGCUUCGGCGGCGACGCGUCGCCGCCUCCGUGCGUGUGGCAGAAAGGGAUCCUCAUGGGGGGCAAGUGCCAGCUCCCGGACUUCUCCGGUGUCAUCAACUACGACCCCGCCGGGAACAUGGUCGCGCCAGGUCGUCCUCGAGCCCAGCCGUUGCCGGCGCUUGGCUGGUGACCUCGUCUCAUCUCGAUGUGUGUUGUUGUUCACUUGUUGUUGUAUGUGUGACGUGCCUGUGCGACCCAGGCUCGGAAAAGUAAAUCUGCGAUGCAGAAUGGCAUCCCAGGUAGUCUGGAUUGGAUUUCCUAUAUUUUGUCAAGAGGGCAAAUUCCCAGUUUCACCGAGACUUAGUAGAAAUGGUGUGUUCCUCUUUUUCCUUGAGAUGAGAAGAGGAGAAGAGGAACAAACUACUCCAAAUCGUGUUAAAACUUGUACGAGUAUUUUGGAUUUUAGAAACCUGAACUCCUCUAACAUUUCUUCGCACCUGAAGUUCUAAAUAAUAAAAAUGAAGCAGCUUGUUUUGAACUCC
Messenger RNA from Lolium perenne, 987 nucleotides. RefSeq lists its product as uncharacterized. The record is from RefSeq and is a predicted model, not a curated record. NCBI's taxonomy places the organism in Eukaryota, Viridiplantae, Streptophyta, Magnoliopsida, Poales, Poaceae.